AACACCUUUCAUAGAAUGGAGGAGCAACAACCAUUUCUUUAUUAAUUCCUCUCUCUGUUGCAGUCUGAUAUCCUCCAUGACGGACAUAGAAGCAUCUGACACUACGUCCCCCACUAACAUCAAAGAUACAUCUCCUGCCCCUUUAAGCACCGGAAUGAACACCAGCAAGCACGACGUCUUCAGGAAGUUCCUGGACACGAGCAUCAAUGACCAGGAGCAGCUGCAGAAGCUGAACCUUCGCUUCGCCAAGUACAUCAAGACGGUCCGCUUCCUGGAGAAGCAGAACCAGAAGCUGGUGAUGGAGAUGGACGGUCUGAAAGGCCACAAGUUCAACCACAUCACUGGAAUGUACGAGGAGGAGCUGAACAAGCUGAGGAAGCAGGUGGAGCUCCAGGCUAAUGAGAGGUCACGGCUGGAGGUGGAGCUGAGUGAGCUAAAUGAAAGAUUGCAGGAGGAGACUCUUCAAAAAGAAGAAGCAAAGAGGACUCUAACAGCGCUGAAGAUGAAUCUGGAUGCUCCAAUUAUGGCUUGCAAGGUUCUGGAGAACAAGAUCAAGGUUCUGCAGGAGGAAAAGGAAUUCCAGAGGAAGAUUCUUGAAGAGAAGGUUCGUAAUCUGCAGGAACAGAUAAAUGAGAUGAAGAGCUUCGAUGAGGUGGACACGUCCCAACCCAAAAUAGCGGAUACACUGAGAGAUGUGAAGAAACAUUAUAACGACCUAGCCAGGAUGAAUAAAAGUGAAGCUGAGAAGCAGUACAAGUCCUCGAUGCUCAUCAUGAACCAGACAAUGAGUAAGAACACCGAAGAGCUGAACAAGAGUCGCCAGGACAUCUCAGAGCUCACGCAGCAGAACCGGAAACACAUCAGGGAGAUCGAGUCCCUCAAAGUCAUCAAUGAUGCCCUGAAGAAGCAGAUAAAGGACAUGGAGGAAUGCCACACAGAGGAGGUCAGUGGCUUCCAGAAGACCAUCGUAAGUCUGGAGACACGGGUCAUCAUCAUGACGGAUGAGAAGGAGCACCAGAUCCAGGAGUAUGAAAAUCUGCUCGGAGUCAAAGUGCAGCUGGAUGAGGAGAUUGCCAUCUACAGGAAACUGCUGGAAGGGGAAGAGAGCAGGAUUAACCCGUCUGAGACAAGCAGUGGAAUUCAGAGCUCCCAAGGUACAACAACGAUGGACGGAGAGGGGAAUGAUGACACUGAAGAAUCAACUUCUGAAUACUCUGAUUCAGACGUCAACUACAUAAAUGAAGCAGAGGAGGUGGAGACGGCGGACCAUGUGUGGAUGAGCUGAGCAGGAGGAUGUCUAACCUGCAGAGGACAAGAAGACACACACAAACACUGUUGUCCCUGCUGUGUUGAAUAGAAACCACAGAGACAAACAUGUCCAAAAAUGAUCAUUGUUGAUCUGAGGCCAAAUAUUUUAAAGGCAUAAUUUUGCAACUUUUUUCAUCUUUUUAAAUGAUUUUCUUGAACCAGUAUGUGCUAAAAUAACACUUUACAGGGUUAAUGAAAUAUCAUUGCCCGUUGUGAGCAGGAUACCCCGUUUGCAGCUCAGCGUCUCCGGACCGCUCCCCUGAAGUCUCACAAGUUGCCUUUUAUGGCAAUCAAUAGGCGUGUUUCCACUACAAGAACUUCAGGUAGAUUUAAAGGAACCUCCCGACAUGCGCGCGUCUCCGCCUGACCGGGCCGUUUUAAGGAACCUUCUGAGUACCUGGUCAGGAGUAGGUACUCCGAACGGCCCGGUGAAGUAGCUCCAGUUAACUCAAGCUGAUUGGUUGUAACUCAACAGGAAAUGACAUCAGCAGAUGUCCAAAACAACCGGCAGCAGUAAAAUUAGAAGAGGAGCUUUUGAAGCAGAAUGGAAGCAAAUAAAUGAAUAAAUAAAGCACCGAUGCGUUUAAAAUAUAAAUCCAGACACCGGAAAACCUGGUGGAAUUCCUUCACAGCUGUUGAAAUAAACUGGGAAAUUCCCCCACAGACUUAAUUAAAGGGGCAUGUCUCACAAAACUCAGAGCUGCUCUUGUCCUCUGAAUGGAUACAAUUAUUAUAUACACCUAUAAAAUAAAUGCUUUCAAUAUUAUUAAUGUUACUUUGGGCACUUUUUGGGGCUGAUCAGUGACAUCACUCACCGCCAAAGCAGUCGUGAUACGCUGACGUCUCUGCAAGUUCUGAGAGGGCUGGACAUGAAUGGAGACACAACAGCUGAGAGGACUGGGACAUCCUAUCUCCUGGUCAAGUUCCCCAUCCCAGGAACUACCCUGGAGUUCUGGUAAUGGAAACAUGCCUAAUGUUUACACCUCAGAAGUGAUGAGCUAUACCCGAUUAGUGUUUAUUUUAAAGUGUUUAUCACAGUGGAGCCUCAGAAGAGACAAAGAAAACAAUUAUCUGACUAAGCUAAAAAAGUAAAAGGAAUGUCCGACCACAACAGGAGAAAACAUUGAAUAUUUUCUGAAUCGUGAGAGUUCAGAGACAUGAUCACUAAAAUGGAUCUCGUCAGUUGCUCACUCAACGCGGUUGAUAACAUUUUUUCAAUCAUGAGAGCGAGAGAAGGGACAGACCCAGUUGGACACAUCGUUGACUCCUGGAAACAGUGGAACUUGAUUUGUCUAUCUCAGCUGUCUGUGGAGGACUCUGAAGACGUGUGGAUAUUAGUGGUGUUGGUGUCGGGUUUCCUGCUGAUCGACAUUGGAGGCUACCUGGCUUACCGGAAAAUUAACGAACUGUAGAGGAAUAUUGGCCUGAUCCCCGAGCUCAGAGAUGGAUUGCACCACGCUGUGAGUUCACAGACUCACAUAGAUGAAUCGUAAGCUUGGAACUUUGGCCGAGAUUCAUUCAUUGGCACAGAAGAUGGAUGGCAUCAAGGAGAGAGUGGACGAAUCAGCACGGAUUGGGAUAGAUUAAUGUCCAUUAUUGGGAUUUUGAGAGGUUGAGGACCAACAAAUUGUAAGACAGAGAGGAAAUUAUCUCUUUCUGGCCCCAAAACAAUUUCUAAUCCGAAUCUGGCGCCCUUGAGCCUGCAAGGCUACAACAAUCUCCCCCCCUCCCUCAGAAGAUAUGUGGAAUGCGCCGUCGAUAUGGCAACUCAACUCUGUCUCCUAUCCCAGCCUGGGCGGCUGCUGUCUCGGUUUCUUGUUUAGUAAAUGCACCAAUAUUCAUUUGUUAUGUAACGUGAUGUAAGCUUACCCCGGGUCUGUUUGGUAGUUCAGGGAAAUCACACCUUCGUAAUAAAUUGAGACAGAGGCAAAAUGUAGUUAAUAAAAAUCCAUUUAAAACU
Nothobranchius furzeri (turquoise killifish) is the source of this 3268-nucleotide messenger RNA. Its product is annotated as desmin. Gene Ontology annotation, molecular function: structural constituent of cytoskeleton. NCBI's taxonomy places the organism in Eukaryota, Metazoa, Chordata, Actinopteri, Cyprinodontiformes, Nothobranchiidae. Gene Ontology annotation, cellular component: cell-cell junction; intermediate filament; sarcolemma. The record is from RefSeq and is a predicted model, not a curated record. Gene Ontology annotation, biological process: skeletal muscle organ development; intermediate filament organization.